GCCGCCAUUUUCCUCGCUCCCCCCUGUCAAUCACGACCUUCGCCCUUCUGAUUGGCUCUCCGCCACGCCGCUCUUCCCCAUCACCAUUCCCAUUGGUUGCGCGGGUAGGCGGGACCACCGUAUUGAGGCUCCCCCAUUGGACGCAGCCUUUCCCGCUCGCGGGGCUGUGGGCGGGAUUAUCGGGCCGCUCCGCGCGCUGAUUGGUUGAGGGGCUGAGAGCGGGAAGACGGGGAGAAAAUGGCGGCCCUAAGAGGAGGGGGGGACAAAAUGGCGGCCGCUGAGGGGAGGGGGCGGAAGCUGUUGUCGCCUUCCCCACAAGUUCUAUGGGGUCUCGUCCCCCCAUCGCACUUCAUGGCCCCCAAAGCCAGGUUGAUUGACGUGGAGAAGGGGCGGAGCCAAGAGAUGGGGGCGGAGCUUGGUAUGCAAAUGAGGCGGAACGAAGACAUGGGGGCGGAGCUUGGUAUGCAAAUGAGGCGGGACGAAGACAUGGGGGCGGAGCUUGGCAUGCAAAUGAGGCGGAACGAAGACACGGGGGCGGAGCCUGAUAUGCAAAUGAGACCGAGCCACAGCCUUGGGGCGGAGCUUGGUAUGCAAAUGAGGCGGAGCCAAGCAUUGGGGGAGGAGCCUGAUAUGCAAAUGAGGCAGAGACACAGCAUUGGGGCAGAGCCUGAUAUGCAAAUGAUGCGGAGACACAGACUGGACGAGGGGCUUGGUAUGCAAAUGAGGCGGAGACACAGCGUGGGGGCGGAGCUUGGUAUGCAAAUGAGGCCGAGCCAAGUGAUGGAGGCUGAGCUUGAAGCUGAUAGGGGGCGGAGCUUAAGGCUGGAGGCGGAGCUUGAUAUGCAAAUGAGGCGAAACAAAGACAUGGAGGCGGAGCUUGAUAUGCAAAUGAGGCGGGUCAAAGAGCUGGAGGUGGAGCUUGGUAUGCAAAUGAGACGGAACAAAGACAUGAAGGCGGAGCUUGAUAUGCAAAUGAAGCAGAACAAAGAGCUGGGGGCGGAGCUUCAAGCUGAAAAGAGGCGGAGCUUAAGGCUGGAGGCGGAGCUCGGUAUGCAAAUGAGGCGGAACAAAGAGCUGGAGGCGGAGCUUAAGGCUGAAAAGGGGCGGAGCCAAGAGAAGGGGGCGGAGCCUGAUGGAGAGACCCCAUUGCUCCGUGCUCAGCUCAGCGCCCUCAGCCACAUCCUGACCCUACAAGAGAAGGAGCUGAACAGGGAG
This is a messenger RNA of Coturnix japonica (Japanese quail), 1215 nucleotides long. The record is from RefSeq and is a predicted model, not a curated record. Lineage: Eukaryota; Metazoa; Chordata; Aves; Galliformes; Phasianidae.